UCUGCCCCCUGUCCAAGAAACAGCUGAGAUACGAGGCUGAGACCAACGAGCUGAUCAACGACGAGCUCGGCAUCGCGUACCCGAUCCUGGACGGGAUCCCCAACAUGAUCCCUCAGGAGGCCCGACUGAUCCAGAAAGACUCCGACGCCUCCGAGUAGAAGUCGUCCCGAACACUUGUGUCACGUGUGUAACUGUUGUCGCCUCCUGCCUGAACGCGUGUGUAUCUCCUCACCGAUACUGAACCAACCCGUGUGCCAGCAUGUUCUCUCUGUCCAUGAUGGUGGGACUGGUCCCCAUCGUGUCCCUCUUCGGGUUGUUCUACUCGGCGGCCGUGGACGAGAACUUCCCUCAGGGCUGCACCAGCAGCAGCAGCCUGUGCUUCUACAGCCUCCUGCUGCCCGUCACCAUCCCCGUCUACGUCUUCUUCCACCUGUGGGGCUGGAUCGGCAUCAAGCUCUUCAGACACAACUAGCCUCCACCUUGGAUUUACAGCAGAAAUGGAAUAACCAGGAAUCAUAUAUACAAAAUAAUGUUUAACGGUGGUAAUCAGCUUGUUUAUGGGACAGAAUCACUGGUCGAUCAUGUGUUGCAGAACUUUGUUUAAUUAGAAAUAAAUGAUUAAUGUUAAUUGUGUUUGUGAAUAGAUGAUGUAUUCGCUGCUUGGGAGGUGAAUAAAGAAAACAAGUAAAACAUGAAACAACUUCCUGUUCAAUAAAUACACUUUAAUUGAUAAAAGGUUUUUCAUACAGAACAAAAGACGAAUCUCUGAACUACAGUUUAAUGAAGCAGUUUUCCGAAACUGAUAUUUAAAGAAGGAACGAAAGAGAAGAUAUAAAUAAUGGUAAUUAUGGUUACAAUAAUAAUCAUAAUCAUCAUCAUAAUAAUAUUCUGGUCAGAUCAGAACAUUAGCUCGAGCUGAGCAGUACAAUACUGCCACCUGAUGGAAAAAAGUGGGAACUGAAGAAGCAAUCAUCUCCAUGAAUUAUCAAUUACAAUAAUAGUAUAUAUAUAUAGGAUAUAUAUAUAGUAUAUAUACGUCUUCUUCCACCUGUGGAGCUGGAUCGGCAUCAAGCUCUUCAGACACAACUAGCCUCCACCUUGGAUUUACAGCAGAAAUGGAAUAACCAGGAAUCAUAUAUACAAAAUCAUGCUUAACGGUGGAAAUCAGCUUGUUUAUAGGACAGAAUCACUGCUGAGUCAUGUGUGGCAGAACUUUGUUUAAGCAGAAAUAAAUGAUUAAUGUUAUUUGUGUUUGUGAAUAGAUGAUGUAUUCGCUGCUUGGGAGCUGAAUAAAGAAAACAAGUAAAACAUGAAACAACUUCCUGUUCAAUAAAUACACUUUAAUUGAUAAAAGGUUUUUCAUACAGAACAAAAGACAAAUCUCUGAACGACAGUUUAAUGAAGCAGUUUUU
Limanda limanda (common dab) is the source of this 1412-nucleotide messenger RNA. Its product is annotated as phosphatidylinositol N-acetylglucosaminyltransferase subunit Y-like. Lineage: Eukaryota; Metazoa; Chordata; Actinopteri; Pleuronectiformes; Pleuronectidae. The record is from RefSeq and is a predicted model, not a curated record. Bases 260 to 472 code for a protein of 70 amino acids. The transcript has 2 exons.